AAGCAGUCAAACCCCCCCUUUAAGUCUUAACAUAUUUUGAACAGAUUAAGUCAGAAUUAUGACAGUGUUGUUAAAUAGAGUAAAUAAAGUCAAGACUCUAAGGUGGUGCUAACAAAAAUUAGCUAUUUUCAGAAUGUGAAAAGUUCAUUUUAUUUGAAAUAAAACCUUAUAUGACUCAUCUAAUAAAUAACCUGGGAUUUGUUAAUUUGUUGCUUUAGAAAAGUGAUGGGACUUCAAUGUUUACUCUAUCUGUAAAAGUAGGCUACCACAUCUCCUUUUGAAUCCUAAAUUGUUUUACUAACUGAACUGUUCCCUCCCAGGUCGACAAAUGUGAGUCACACUCUAUGACUUCCACUGAACUGGAAGUGAACUUUGAAACUUUGUAAUCAACUCAUUGUGUGUUAAAUGGAAUCAGUUAUUUAAGCAAAACAGUUAAGCGGAUAUACUGUUUGCAACAUAAAGACCGGAUCAAUUGGGUGGAGGAAUGAAGAAUGGCAGUGAGCAAUGUGACAGCAUAUGUCGGUCCGGAGUGUGGUUCUGUGAUGGGACUCUUGCUGCUGGGUCGAAGGCAUGCUGGUAAGAGCUCAGUGGGAGACCUCAUCCUCGGACGCAGUGAGUUUGAGCACGGGAAGAAGACGACUCGGUGUGUGAGGAGAUACGGCUGGGUGGACGGCGUGAGGCUGGCCGUCGUGGACACUCCAGGCUGGAGUCUCUUCGGAUUGGCUAACGCCAAACAGGUGAAACGUGAGAUCCUGCGCAGUGUGAUGUUGGCCCCUCCAGGAUGUCAGUUAUUUCUCCUCGUUAUCCCAGUGGACUCUUUCAGCAAGAGAGACGGAAGUGCGAUAGAGAAAUAUCUGGGUGUCCUCGGGGAUGCCGUGUGGUCAUACACUCUGGUGCUCUUUACGUGGGGAGACGAGUUAAGAGGAAAGAAUAUUGAACAGCACAUUGAAAAGAAGGGUGAACCUUUGCAGAAGAUCUUGAGGAAGUGUGACAACAGGUACCAUGUUGUGAACAAUAAAUGUCCAGAAGACUAUACUCAGGUCACUGAGCUGCUUAACAUUUUAAAGCGAAUGAGUGCCAGCACUGGUUGAACACAGAAAAUCAACUUAUAUUUAUGAAAUGUAAUCUCAUUGUAAUUCAUUAUUGAGCUUUUCAUUAUUUAAUCGUCCUUUACUGCCCCCUAUUUAUAAACUGGCAACUAAAAAGAUGUUAAAGGGACAAUGUGUAGGAAUUUCUCCCAUCAGACAACAUGACAUCAUGACUUUUGCGUAAACAUACAUGCCACUUUCAAGUCAAGUGGCGUGUUAUCUAUACGCAUUUUGAGCUAUCUGCGUGUAUGUUUACGUCAUUAAAUGUCUGAGUGGUUCUGCGUGUACAAGUUCACGCCAUUAAAUAUCUGAGCGAAACAAAGCAAAAUGUAGAUCUAGGGUAUCUGGGGAGCGAUUUUUUUUUUUUUUUAC
Molecule: messenger RNA, 1460 nt
Organism: Pimephales promelas (fathead minnow)
Lineage: Eukaryota; Metazoa; Chordata; Actinopteri; Cypriniformes; Leuciscidae
Product: GTPase IMAP family member 9
Molecular function (GO): GTP binding
Source: RefSeq, a predicted model, not a curated record